AUGGAAGAAACUAAUCAGACUGUGGUGUCUGAGUUUAUUUUUCAGGGACUUUGUAACUCAAGAGAACUACAGAUCUUCCUCCUGCUGCCAUUUUCCAUCCUCUACCUGAUGACAGUGGUAGGCAACCUCUUUGUGAUGAUUUUAAUCAUCACUGAUCAUUACCUCCAUUCUCCCAUGUACUUUCUGUUAGCCAAUCUCUCAUUUGUUGACUUCUGUCUUUCCUCAGUUACUACCCCCAAAAUGAUCACAGACCUUGUAAAAGAUAUUAAAACUAUUUCCUUUGGAGGUUGCAUGAGCCAGAUCCUCUGCGUGCAUUUCUUUGGAGGGGGUGAGAUGGUUCUUCUUGUAACAAUGGCUUAUGACUGCUAUGUGGCCAUCUGCAGGCCACUCCACUACACCAGCAUCAUGGACAGACAGAAGUGCAUCUGGCUUGUUUUGAUAUCAUGGAUCAUUGGAUUCGUGCAUGCCAUGAGUCAAUUGAUUCUGAUUUUGGAGUUACCUUUCUGUGGACCCAGUGUGAAAGACAGCUUUUUCUGUGAUAUUCCUUUGGUGAUGAAAUUAGCCUGCAUCAAUACUGAUACUCUGGGAAUUGUGAUAAAUGCUGAUAGUGGUGUUUUAGCAACAACUUGUUUCAUUCUGUUGCUGAUAUCUUACACUUACAUUCUACUAACUGUUCAGCUUCACUCCAAAGAUGUUUCGUCAAAAGCACUCUCUACUUGUACCUCCCAUAUCAUAGUGGUUGUGCUAUUCUUUGGACCCUGUAUUUUCAUCUAUCUGUGGCCAGUCAGCAUCAUGUGGGUGGAUAAGUUUCUUGCUGUGUUUUAUACGGUUAUCACACCUCUCCUGAAUCCAGCAAUCUAUAUAUUGAGAAAUAAAGAUAUUAAAACUGCCAUUAAAAAACUCAAAGAUCACAAGUAA
Messenger RNA from Microtus ochrogaster (prairie vole), 918 nucleotides. RefSeq names its product olfactory receptor 4K3-like. The record is from RefSeq and is a predicted model, not a curated record. Gene Ontology annotation, cellular component: membrane. Gene Ontology annotation, molecular function: olfactory receptor activity; G protein-coupled receptor activity. Gene Ontology annotation, biological process: G protein-coupled receptor signaling pathway. Lineage: Eukaryota; Metazoa; Chordata; Mammalia; Rodentia; Cricetidae.